AUGGCAGGAUUUCCUAAUAAUAAGGAAGCUAUACCAAAAGAAUUAAGAUACAUGCAAAUGGUACAAGAAUCAUGUGUUCUUAAAGUUGGUUUCAGUGGUGUAGGAGGGUUCGUAUUGGGUGGAGUAUUUGGGAUGUUUAUGUCAUCAUUUGAAAUGGCUUCGGUAGAUCCAGCAAUCUAUGAACAACCAAUGAAACAGCAAUUAAAAGCGACCGCAAAGGAUAUGGCAAAACGAUCUUUUUCCAUGGCGAAAAACUUUGCCAUAGUUGGUUCAAUAUUUUCCGGUACCGAAUGUGUGAUCGAAACUUACCGAGCAAAGAAUGAUUUAUAUAAUGGUGUUGCAUCUGGCUGUAUAACUGGCGCCGUAUUGGCUGCUAAAUCUGGUCCACAAGCUACUUUGAUUGGAUGUGCAGGAUUUGCAGCCUUUUCAACGGCCAUCGAAUAUUAUAUGAGGAGAGAAUAA
This is a messenger RNA of Funneliformis caledonium, 462 nucleotides long. NCBI's taxonomy places the organism in Eukaryota, Fungi, Glomeromycota, Glomeromycetes, Glomerales, Glomeraceae. The record is from the annotation of a GenBank genome assembly.